This is a messenger RNA of Neopsephotus bourkii (Bourke's parrot), 908 nucleotides long. RefSeq names its product A-kinase anchor protein 9-like. The transcript has 3 exons. Gene Ontology annotation, cellular component: Golgi stack; cis-Golgi network; synaptic membrane. Gene Ontology annotation, molecular function: molecular adaptor activity; potassium channel regulator activity; protein kinase A regulatory subunit binding. Lineage: Eukaryota; Metazoa; Chordata; Aves; Psittaciformes; Psittacidae. The record is from RefSeq and is a predicted model, not a curated record. The coding region runs from base 179 to 487 and encodes 102 amino acids. Gene Ontology annotation, biological process: signal transduction; maintenance of centrosome location; positive regulation of peptidyl-serine phosphorylation.
GCCGCGUGUUUACGUGGGAUGAAGAUGGCGGCGCCGAUUGCCGCGCCACAGCAGCUGUCGUCGCUGUGAGGCGGGACUGGACAGCGCAGCGAGAGUGUGCGCCCCGGCUGAGGGGAAGAGGCGGGGUGGGCCCCGCCUGCCGUCGCCGGUAACACUCUGCUCUCCCGCACUAGGCGCUAUGGAGGACGAGGAGAGGCUGAAGAAGCUGGAGGCUGGGAAAGCCAAGCUUGCCCAAUUUAGGCAGCGGAAGGCCCAAACUGAUGGUCAGAAUGAAUCAAAGAAGCAGAAAAAGAAGAAGAAAACAGCAAACAUCAAGGAUGAAGAAUCAGUACAAGAUGGGAUUGAUACUGAGCGAUCUCGAGGUGGUGAAGCAUCCGCACGCAGCAGCCGAAGGGGAGCAGGUGCCACUGCUGACUUUGCUAUUAUCAGGACUUUGCAUAGUGGAGAAGUUACCAAACACAGCCAGACUUACACCAUUGAGGUAUGAGGGACAGGAGAUGCUGAUGUAUUUACAGAAUAGCUUAUUCCAUUUGCAAAAGCAGUGCUUCUAAAAGGACAUGAAUGGUAUUCUGAAAAAACAGCUUGAUGCAGAUUCCCAGCUCUGUGCAGGUGAAUUUAGUCUGCUCUGAGAUACGUAGAAUGCUCUGCAUUUUGUCCUGUGCUAGGAUAGACAAUUUGUAACUAUUUUGUCUCCAUUAUCGCAUUUCCAGUAGCUGAGAAGUAAUAGAAAAAUUACACUUUUAAAAAACUUCUCGCAUUUAUGCACGAAAAAAGAAAGUUACCCUUGUGGAGGAGCAGACUAAAGCAUGCAAGUGAAUAAAACUUGUAAAGUCAUUGAUCCGUUUAUUUUACAAUGUUAAUUCUGCAGUAUAUCAGUACACUAGGUGUUCUGAACUUUAAGGAUAUGU